Molecule: messenger RNA, 174 nt
Organism: Coccomyxa subellipsoidea C-169
Lineage: Eukaryota; Viridiplantae; Chlorophyta; Trebouxiophyceae; Coccomyxaceae
Exons: 2
Coding region: 1-174 (57 amino acids)
Source: RefSeq, a predicted model, not a curated record
AUGGUGCAGCUGGAUCUGGUCCGUGCUAGAUAUGAUUCAGAGUGCCCUCUGGACCUCGGCAGGCUCAUCGUGGGCGAGGUGAAUGAGCUGCUAAAGAUCGACAACCGCCGCCUGAACCCUGGACUGACGGCUAUUGUGGAGCUGCAAACGAGCAACGAUGCACUCACAGCCUAG